Molecule: messenger RNA, 444 nt
Organism: Lycium barbarum (goji berry)
Lineage: Eukaryota; Viridiplantae; Streptophyta; Magnoliopsida; Solanales; Solanaceae
Exons: 1
Coding region: 1-444 (147 amino acids)
Source: RefSeq, a predicted model, not a curated record
AUGAAACACACCAAAGUUUCCAUCACUAAAGAAAAACGUACACGGAGUUAUGACCCCGAGAGUCCCAUCUCGUUCAGCGACAAGGAUAUAGAAGGCAUCGUUCAGCCCCAAAAUCAUGCACUGGUAAUAUCUGUCCUUGUUAAUAAAUUUAGAGUUAAAUGUGUUUUAAUUGAUCCAGGUAGCUCAGCUACUACCAUCAGAUGGAGAGUCAUCGAGCAAAUGGGUCUACUAGACCAGAUCGUGCCUGCAGUCCGAGUCCUCAACAGGUUCAACAUGGCAUGCAAAACGACGAAGGGUGAAAUCACCUUGCCGGUCAACACAGCUGGAACCAUGCAGCAGACCAAGUUUUACGUGAUUGAAGGAGACAUGGGAUACAAUGCAUUACUUAGAAGACCAUGGAUUCACAACAUGAGGGCAGUGCCUCAACUCAGCACCAAGUGUUAA